Messenger RNA from Callorhinchus milii (elephant shark), 10491 nucleotides. Its product is annotated as rho GTPase-activating protein 32. Gene Ontology annotation, cellular component: Golgi apparatus; fibrillar center; actin cytoskeleton. The record is from RefSeq and is a predicted model, not a curated record. Gene Ontology annotation, biological process: small GTPase-mediated signal transduction. The transcript is spliced from 24 exons. NCBI's taxonomy places the organism in Eukaryota, Metazoa, Chordata, Chondrichthyes, Chimaeriformes, Callorhinchidae. Gene Ontology annotation, molecular function: protein binding; phosphatidylinositol binding; GTPase activator activity. The coding region runs from base 763 to 7131 and encodes 2122 amino acids.
GAAGCACAGAUCACGUGAAAGAAAUGUCUCAAAGCAUUGUUCCUGUAACUUACUGUCCUUAAAUGUGGGAUAUGAGGUUCUAGAAGAGUACUUACAUGGGAACGUUGAGGCAAACCAGACUUCAGACCUCUUCAAUGUUGCACUUGGAAGAGGUUUAGUUCAGUGUGAUGAGGAGACCUCGCAUGUAAUAAUUGGCCAUGUUGCUUUGCGUCUGAGAUGGGUUUGGCUGUGUGAGCGGAGGCUUUCUGGAAGAUAUUCGUUUUGAAGUCCCUGCUCUGUGUGUGUGAUCACAGCAGCAGUUUCACUUUGUGUCGAUGAGCACAGCGUGGCUUAUAGUCAGGCCAGCCUGUCAGUGUGCGUGGCUUUGAUCUGCUUGCCCUUUGAGGGAUUGGCCGAUGUGUAGACAGAAAGGGAAGGGUUUGUAAUCUAAUGUUGUGUUUGAGGGUCAGAGAAUGGUUUGCUGAGGCUAUGGCUUUGACGUGCAGUGGAUAAGCCUGUUGGAAGGAGAGCAGCGAGAUGACACGUUUUUUUCCUGAGGGCUGUGAUAUGAAGUCGACAGUCUGGGUGGUAAAGUCAUAAGCUGCACUAUAGCACGAAACCAGUUAUUAGAUCUCCAGCAGCAGGUCGUGGGGAUUCAGCGUCAGGCACUGCACUGCACUGUGGGAUGGAUGUGCAGGACUGCAGUGCUGGCACUGAUCCAAGGCUGAGAGACAGGUUACAACAGUCUGCGGAGGAGCUGUGAACCUGCCUUAGGGGAGGGGGAUGAACACACACAGGCUGUUGCUGUACUGUGAGAUGGACAGCAUUGCUGGAGCGGAAGCCGGAGGGGUUGCGGAUGAACCUGUCAGGCUGCAGAAAGACUCCACACAGCCAGAAGACAACGACUAUGUUUCCGAGUUGUUGCUGACUCUCCCUCCUCGCGACCGUCUGGACUGGGAAGAGACGAUCAGUGCUAUGGCGAGGAGCGCUGAGGUCCCGGACCUGCCCACUGACCUUCCUCUCCGCUCCUGUGGCAGCACAGCCAGCAUGAAAGUAAAGAACGUCAAAAAGUUAACAUUCACCAAAGGCCACUUCCCCAAACUGGCUGAAUGCGCUCAUUUCCACUAUGAGAAUGUAGACUUCGGCAGCAUUCAGCUGGCCUUGACGGAGGAACAGAAUGAUGUGACCAGAAAUGGCGCUGAUACCAAGGACCUUGUGUUUCUGGUUCAGGUCUCCUGUCAGGGCAGGAGUUGGAUUGUGAAGAGGAGCUAUGAGGAUUUCCGGGUCCUGGACAAACACCUUCACUUGUGUAUUUAUGACCGACGUUUCUCCCAGUUGGCUGAGCUGCCCCGCACAGGCUGGCUGAAGGAGCCUGCGGAGAUUGUGACCCAGAUGCUGAUGGCCUAUCUCACCAGGCUCUCUGUGAUCGCAGACAACAAGAUCAACUGUGGCCCAGCACUCACGUGGAUGGAGAUUGAUAACAAAGGGAACCAUCUAUUGGUGCAUGAAGAGUCCUCCAUCAACGUCCCUGCCAUUGCUGCUGCUCACGUCAUAAAGCGAUACAACGCCCAAGCCACUGACGAGCUCUCCUUCGAGGUUGGAGAUAUUGUCUCAGUUAUUGACAUGCCUCCCAAAGAGGACACCACGUGGUGGAGGGGAAAGCAUGGCUUUCAGGUUGGGUUCUUUCCCAGUGAGUGUGUGGAGCUCAUUAAUGAUAAAGUUCCUCAUUCUGUAACCAGCACCAUGUCAAAGCCAGUUUCCAAGAAGCACGGGAAGCUGAUCACUUUCCUCCGCACCUUCAUGAAGUCUCGGCCGACCAAACAGAAGCUGAAGCAGCGAGGGAUCCUGAAGGAGCGGGUGUUCGGCUGUGACCUGGGCGAACACCUGCUCAACUCCGGCCACGAUGUCCCCCAGGUACUCAAAAGCUGCACGGAGUUUAUUGAGAGACACGGAGUGGUGGACGGGAUCUACAGACUUUCAGGGAUUGCGUCCAAUAUUCAGAAGCUACGGCAUGAGUUUGACUCGGAGCAGAUUCCUGACCUGACGAAGGAUCUGUACCUGCAGGACAUCCACUGUGUGGGCUCCCUGUGCAAGCUCUACUUCAGAGAGCUGCCCAAUCCGCUGCUCACCUACCAGCUGUACGAGAAGUUCUCAGAUGCUGUGUCUGUGGCUUCAGAUGAGGACCGCUUGAUUAAAAUCCACGAUGUCAUCCAGCAGCUGCCGCCUCCUCACUACAGGACCCUGGAGUUCCUGAUGAGACAUUUGGCGCGGCUGGCGACCUUCAGCUACAUCACCAACAUGCACACCAAGAACCUCGCCAUUGUCUGGGCUCCAAACCUCCUGAGGUCCAGGCAGAUCGAGUCGGCCUGCUUCAGCGGCACUGCGGCUUUCAUGGAGGUGCGGAUUCAGUCCGUGGUGGUGGAGUUCAUUCUGAACCAUGUGGACGUGCUGUUCAGCUCGAAACUCAGCUCCGUCAUCAGGGAAGGAGCAGGUCACAGUUCUCUGUCGAGACCCAAGUCGUUGCUCGUGUCGUCACCCUCCACCAAGCUGCUGACCCUGGAGGAGGCUCAGGCACGAACCCAGGCCCAGAUCAACUCCCCAGUCACCGUAGACAGCAAGUACAUCGAGGUGGGCGAUGGACCUGCAGCGCUGCAGGGUCGAUUCCACACCAUCAUCGACUUCCCCAUCGACAGGAAAAGGACCAUGAUCAAAGCAAAGAAAUCUCCAGUUGGGACCUGGCGUUCCUUCUUCAACCUGGGCAAAUCCUCAUCCGUAGCCAAGCGCAAACUACAGCGGAACCCCAGUGAGCCCAGUGAGAUGAAAGCCAUGGCGCUGGGAGGGAGGGGGGAUUCGGGAACCCUCCGCUCUGCUAAAAGUGAGGAGUCCCUUUCCUCACUGCACAAUGUAGAAGGAGAAUCGAAGCUCUACAGACCUCGUCGACCUCGCUCCAGCAGCGAUGCUCUGUCCGUUUCCUUCAAUGUUGGCAUCCUUCCCAGCCUCAAUCAUUGCAACUCGUAUGACAACCUGCCCAACGACGAGAGCGAAGGAGAGGACACUAUACUGCAAGUGCCUGCCCUGGUGUCCCCCAGGAUGGAGGAAGUGGAGCUGAGCCCACCAGACAUGGGAGCAGCUGGGUUGGACUUUGACCCAAUGUCCUUCCAGUGUAGUCCACCUCGGGCAGAUCCCGAAGGGCCUGACUUCAGCACACCUCAUGUGGAUUUUUUUCCCUUCAUCAGCAAGGACAGAGCAAUCGGUAGCAAAAGGGAGAUGGAACUGGGGAGUGAGCAUCAAACCCCAGGAAGCGGAAGCAGUUCAGAGCCAGUUUCUCCUUCGCCAGACAAGCUCAUGAGCCCUUUCUUCUCUCCUGAUCUGAGCCCCACUGAGGAUAAACUCGCCAAGCCAACCUCGUUUGCAGAAAAGAUGGUCCAUGCCUUCUCCCCCAAGGUCGGACGCAAGUCACCCAAGUCUCCACCAUUGACUAUUUCUGAGCCCAUCACUAUAUCUGUGCCAAUGCGAGUGUCUGAGAUGAUUGGCAGCAUGGCGACAGUUUCACUGGGUACCUCUCCGUCUUCCCCCAAGCCUGCUGUGAGCAGCAAUGUGAGCAAGUCCCCUCCGCACAUGAUCUCGAUGCUGCUGAAGACCAGCGAGGGGCAGAUCCCAGAGAGCUGCCAACAGGAGAUCCACAGGAAGUUGUCUUCUGCAGCCGUUGGGUCAUCAUCAGACGCCAGAGGUCAACACCCAGAGUGGUACGAACUGACUAAUCAGAAUAAGACUGUUUCAUCCACUCCAUCGCAGUCGGGGGGUAAAGGUCAAAGUCCGGAGGGGCAUGAACCAACCAAUCAGAAUAAGGCUUCUCCACCCGCUCAAUCACAGAUGGUUAAAAAUCUACGACCAGAGUGGCGUGAACCAACCAAUCAAAAUAAGGCUGUUUCGUCCACACAGUCACAGACAGGCACGGUGGCCGAGUCCCCUCAGGAGGCUCCUGCGGUCAGCGCUGUCCCUCUCCUCCCACCACCUCCGCCUCCCAAGAGCGCUGCCCGCCUGCUGGCCUUGGCUCUGGCCGAGAGCGCCCAGCAGCAGCAGACCAGCGCACAGCCUCACAGGAAGAAGGGGAACCAGCCCCCCGUCCCCCCGCCUGGGCCGCAGAUAUCUGUGGACCGCUCCCACCCUCCACCUACUCCAAUGGACCGCUCCCACCCUCCACCUACCUUCAUGGAGCGCUCCCACCCUCCACCUACCCCCAUGGACCCCCCAUGGACCGCUCCCACCCUCCACCUACCCCAUGGACCGCUCCCACCCUCCACCUACCCCAUGGACCGCUCCCACCCUCCACCUACCCCCAUGGACCGCUCCCACCCUCCACCUACCCCCAUGGACCGCUCCCACCCUCCACCUACCCCCAUGGACCGCUCCCACCCUCCACCUACCCCCAUGGACCGCUCCCACCCUCCACCUACCCCCAUGGACCGCUCCCACCCUCCACCUACCCCCAUGGACCGCUCCCACCCUCCACCUACCCCCAUGGAUGAGAGCCCGGAACCCCAGUCUGAGGCUCUCCCUCCUCCCCCCCCUGUCACCUCCCACCACAAGUCUGCUCCUCCCCCUACUCCCCCCGUAGUAAGCAGCCACCACAAGCCUGUACUUCCUCCUCCUCCCCCUGCAGUCACCAACCACCACAAGUCCGCACCACCCCCUCAUCUCCCUGCAGUAAGCAGCCACCACACCUCAGCACCACCAACUGUCGACCCCCAGCCCGCCACCGGACAAGCCCCUCCCAGCACCAAAGUGGGCCCUACACCUUCUGGCCAGGUUCGAGGUUGCACAUCCCCUGUGAAGCAGCCGGAGACUCGCGUGUCUGAGCCGUUGGCUCCUGCGUUCACCAGUGAUAUCACCUACACGAGCCGUCCGGCCACCGCCAUGGCUGUGCACAGUGGGUACCAGGAGAAAGCCAGAGACAGCGCAAAGGGGCCAGUCACGCACCCGAGAGCUGAAUCUGUUCCUCCUGAUCACAGCUCUUACAGCAAAACUCCACCCACCCCACCCCUGAGAUCGAUGGAAAGCAAGAUAGCCGCCAGUCAUUCCUUGGUGGAUACCAUCACAGCCUCCAACUUCCAUUCCUUCCUAGCUUCAACAACGAUACCAUCUUCUAUUGAGGAUGCUUUACCUCCAGCGCCACCUGCCAAGCCACCUUUCCUUUACCAGUCACAUCCCUAUCAUUCCAAGGGGGAGAGCUUGCCAGAUCCCGACACCUACUACCAGCAGAAGCACCCUCAUUUCUCCCAGCCUCUCGUGUAUCAGUGUCGGGCUGACAGCGUUCCCCAGCACCUGUCUUACCAAUGCAGAGCCGAGAGCAUUCCCCAACAUCCCGCCUACAACUCCCGCCCGGAGAACCUGGCCUCCGCGUCGUCCAGAUUCAACACGUUCAACAGCAGCCAGCUCAAAGCCAUCAACCUUCACAUGCCCAAGCCCCGCUCCCACUCCAGGGUGGACUACGCUCUGGCGGGGACCACAGGCCUGCGGGCACACGGCUACCCACACGCCCAGUUCGAGGAGGCACCUUACCCGACAUUGAGGCGGGUCCACUCCCUGCACGUCCCGCCAUCUUCCAUUCGGUCGGUUCCCAUCUCGAGAACAGAGGUGCCUCCAGAGGAUGAGAUUUACUAUUACCAGCGGCCCAUCUACCAGUACAAGGCCUACCAGCCCCCGCCUCCCCCUCAGUCGGAUUACCACGUCACUCAGCUGCAGCCUUACUUCGAGAACGGCCGGGUCCAGUAUAGGUACAGCCCGUAUUCCCCCUCGUCCUCGGGGUACAGCCUCCACGCCACCGAUGGCACCUUUUACGACCUCGCCGAUCCCUAUGGUUCCGCGAGGCUGAGGCCGUUCCACUCGUUCACCAGCCGGGAUGUCCCGCAGUACGUCGGCAGGUUUCACGGAAAGAGUGCACCCUACCCCAGUGUGCCCCCGCCCUACCCCAGGGGCAGCGCCCACCACACCAACGCAGUGAGCAGGGAGCACAGCUUUGUGAGCCGCGACGUACCCCCUUCCCCGGACGUCAAGCUGGCCCACAUCAUGUGGGACGCCGAGGACUCGGAGAAGUCCCGCUUCCAGUCCAUCCGGCGGGAAACGCGAGCCCGGCAGAAAUCCAAGGGCGCCGUGAUGUCCCAGUACGACAACGUGACCCCAGUCCUGCAGGAGGAGCUUGGCGGCCUAGAGGUCGUCCACCUCCGAAGCAAGUCCGACCCCGGGAAGAGCGGCCUGCUGAUGUCGAGCGAGGGGCAGGAAAGAUGGCACCCAGGGCCUGGAAAAACCCCGGAUCCCGAUCAGCUGUAUGCCUUCCAGCGCCAGGAGGGCGAGCCCGACAGCCCGGCGCCUGCGUACCUUGGCUCCUGCGCUCACCACCACCACCAUCAUCUUCAGCAUCACGGGGUUUUCGGCAACGGUCAGCUAGAAAAGCCGGCACUUCCUCAGAAGCAGAGCAACAGUAGGGCCAGGAAGGGGCACGAGCAGCCCUACGACCAGUUGCACUACGCGGCUGGGCUGCAGCAGGAGUCCAGCCAGAGGCAGUUGCUGGACUCGCAGACGUACAGCGCGCACCCCGUGCUUCCCCCGGCCUACGGCCCGAAACACAGGCAGGAGCACCCGGACUCCCAAGCAUAUCUGUCUUCAACUGGAAAAUACCUGCUCUCCUCGGCCCAUGAGGCCCCGCGAGGGAAUUACGACGACCAGGCCACCCGGUCCCCGGAGGAGAGACCGGAGCUGGAGCGGCCGAGAGUACGGCCGAGCCCAGCCGACAAGCCCACCCGAGCGUGUUACAGCGAGGAAGAGGAGCUGAGCAGAAUCUCGGUCCCCAGCACCAGAUAUCAGCAGCACCCUGACCCUCUGCCCAGGGAACAGACCGUCUCGUACCCCUGCCCGCUCCACCUGGGCGGACCCCGGCACAGCACGUUGACCGUUGCGUCCCAGUACGACAACCUGGAUGACUAUCACGCGGUGUCGCAGCAGCAGAGGGCCGGGGUGGGGGGGAGCAUCCAGUUUGCGGCCCCAGGCCCCGGUCACCCGGCCAGGACAUUCGGCACCGCUCUAGGCCAGGGAAGCUACCUGCCCACAGACCUGACGUUGCAGAGAUCGGAGGCCGAGGUGCACGUGGAAUGAGCAGAGAUUUUAGUCCCUACAGUGUCUGCUGGGCAGCGCACUGUUUUAUUUUUUAAAAAAAGAGAGAAAAAAAAAUCAUCCCAGGAAGCUGUUUUUAAACCCUAAAUAUCCCGAAUGUCUGACCUUUCCGUCGUGUGUUUGGGCCUCAGUAACUUAAGGAUCUGUUUGGACAUCAGUACAUGUUCCAUGAGGCGCUGUUUUGUGUGAAAGACUGCCCCCCCCCCCCGGGUUCAACACUACAGAGAAUUAUGUUCUGUGUUUUUUUUAAACUAGCGAACAGCAAAAUCAUUUGGCUUUUAGUGGAGCCAUUGGCUCCGCCAUCUGUCAUUGUCAGUCCUGGAGAGGUAGCUGUGUGGCUUUGACAAAUGGGGGGGGGCCUCCUGUUUGUCAGUUAAAAAGAAACUCAGUUCUGGGGGAGUGGGGGGUGAGAGGGUGGGGGGCCCUGCUACCAGAUUGAAAGGUUAAGUUGGAUCCACGAGCAAUCCUCCCAUUCCUGGCUUCAGACACCGGGUGUCAGCCAUUGCAGGCAAAGCGCAUUGGGUGGUCAAUGGCAAUAGGAAAUGCCACCUUGGCUACCCUAACCGAGCAACAUCUAGUUUCCAUCUGCGGGCCAGUUAACCUAACCUAACCUACCUGCCUGAUGCCAUUCGUUCUACCAGGCAUUAUUGGUAGUCAGUGAAUUUGGGGUGAUUUUAACUAUUGCAUAAAUAUAUUUGUCCACCUCGCUUGUACGUGUUUAACUAACUUACUAUUUGGGCUUGAAGCUAACCAGAUCUGGGAGUCGGGCACUGCACGUUUCAAAAAUGUCACAAACGAUUUCGAUCCAUAAUCAGGCGUUUAUAAAUCGCUUCCAACCUGCCACAUGGAAACCCUCCCCUCCACUGGGAUCCUUCCCGGAGCAGCGUGUGGGGGAAGUCAGGCUGAAGAUGACCCUCAAUUGCUGGGAUCGACAGCUUUGCCCCACUGGUAUGUUCACAGCACAGUUGCUAGGAGGUUAGUAGUAGUGUAUAGGAGCACUCGGCAUUCAGGCUUUGUCCUUGUACUGGAACUGCUGGAUCACUGGAGUGUGUUCACACUUCCAGCUGUCUCUGGCGACUUUACUCCCUGACACUGAGCCACUGUCACUUCUCUUGUCCAAUUUUAAGGACUGUCCUUUACUGAGCAACAUUGCUUAAAAGUGAGUCAGAACGAAUGGUCAAAAAUGUCUGUCUGCAGUUUGCUGGGAGAUUUCGGUUUACAUUGCAAAGAUCUCAAAGGGUUCUGAAUUCUCCUGAUGUUUUUUUUUGUUGGUGACGCUUUGCUUUGUCUUGGGUAAUUUGUGAAUCACAUACCAUAUUGUAUCUCAUGUUAGUCUCAUAAUUUACAAAAUGAAACACUGAGUGAAUACAACAACAGUGACCUUUCCCAGGGAUUUCCACAUCAAUAGUAAAGGUGCUGAGUGUGAGUGAAAUCUCCUGAGUAAUGGAGACUGGGGCCCUCAGCAAAUAUGUCCUUCCCCACGGAAAGCUAGCGCUGACAUUACUAAAUGAUCCACCAUUGAUUUAUCCUAUCCUGGACACAAUGACAAGCAAAGCAGGUUUAUGAUAAGCUCGUACUAAAGCAUCCCCUGUGACUGUUAAGCAUCUGUUAUUACCAUUGCAUCAACCAGCACAAGACAUGAGGUCACAGUCAAGCAGCUUAGCCUUUUACUCCCGUGUAGACAAAUACUACCACACAGAGGUUACAAGGCACAUUGGGCGAGGAUUUGGCAAUAGAGGUUUGCACGUGGAUUAGUGUCCGUGUUUUGGGAGAGGGGCCUCGAAGGACUUUCUAUACGUGUGCCUUCAACACAGAAAAUGUUCCUGUGUUUAGAUUUGCCUUUUUUGUAGCUGUUUUUAUUUGAACACAGCGAUUGCUGAGACUCGCUUGGAGUGGUUGCUGAGCUCAGAGAGAUGAAUCCACACAUGUAUGGGGCUCACUGAUCCAGUACGGCCUGGGAUAACACAGACACUAAAGUGAGUUCCACUGUAAUGCCAGUUCCCUAAAAUAACCAGCAAAUCCAGAUGAUAUGAGGAAAAAAAGGGAAUGAAUUUACAAACAGUGCUUUUUAAAAAAAAAUAAGAAACCCGAUGAUGAAACUCCUAUUCCUUGUCUUGUUGAUACAGAAAUUUUCAGUACAGAAAGAGGCUGUUCAUUCAGCCUAGGGUGUCUGUGCCACAGCUCCCUGUGUAACCCUCCCUUAUUAUAAACCCCACUUCUUUCCCACAUCCUUAAAUAUUGAUGAUUAUUAAGGGUUAAGUUAAUGAUUGAGGCUGCGUCUCCUGCAGGAUGUACAGUCAGGGUUCAGUGGCAGACAUAUUCUGGUGCUCUGGUAGAAUUGGGACUUACCUGUCAACACUUGUACCUCAAUGGAGAGAUGGUGAGGUUUUGCCCACUUGCCCACAGUGGUCAUUGUUAGAUGUAAACUGGACAUGUCAUAAAAUACCAAGGAAGGCCUGAAGGUCUAAGUUGACUAAACUGUUGUGGACCCCUGUGAUGGUAAGCUGGGAAUGGCCUCCUGCUGCGAGGAAGACGUAGAAAGAGGAUUCUCUUACAGAUGGAGUAAACUUUGGGAAUUGUGAUUUGCUGAUUAGUAAUUAAUGUUCCUAGCUGCACACACCACCUGCACCCAGCAAAUCCUUUUUCGUUCCUUUUAACGUUCUUUGUUUCAAUCCCCCUAAACAUUGCUCCACAUGACAGAGUUUGAGAUGGGCUGAGACCUGUUCCUUGUGAUUAAAGUGCAUCGUUAGUCUUAAUGUCUGACUGAAGGGGUCGAUGUCACAGGAGCUCUGGAUAGAGCUAAUUUGACAUUCUGUAAACUUGUGGGAGCCACAUUGUGUGUCUCACCCAGUGGCCAAGAGGGAGAUGCCGGGAAUCAUAAGACUGUGCCUAACUUGUGUACAAAUUACUGACAGAACUGGAGAAAAAAACAUUGGCAGCAAAAGAAUAAAGACUUGAGACCAAAUCUGGCACAUUCUUAGGUUCCUGAGACAUCUCUUGAGUCCUGCGGAUUGGGAGGUUAUAACGUACUGUGCUGCCACACCAUGAGAAUCAAUCUGCCUAUUUCCUGUGACUUUUAUUUUGUGUCUUGAUGUAAAAUGUGACUAGGAAACAUUCUUGUAACUAUGUGUAAAUACUGGAUUAUGUUUGUGACUUCUGUACAUAUCAGACUGACUCCUCUUGCUGCUGCCAAUCUUGUAUCAAAACUGGAGUUGAUUUUUUUUUCCUUGUUUUUUUUGUACUGUACAGUGAUGAGCUGGACUUGCACAAUUCUGCAGUGUAGCGUUGUUCCAUUUACAAGGAAUCUCACCUGCAUUACAUAAAAAGGCAAUGUCAACCCUA